Cynara cardunculus var. scolymus (artichoke) is the source of this 1191-nucleotide messenger RNA. Its product is annotated as glutathione S-transferase zeta class-like. The record is from RefSeq and is a predicted model, not a curated record. Gene Ontology annotation, cellular component: cytoplasm. Gene Ontology annotation, biological process: L-phenylalanine catabolic process; glutathione metabolic process. The transcript has 10 exons. Gene Ontology annotation, molecular function: maleylacetoacetate isomerase activity; glutathione transferase activity. Lineage: Eukaryota; Viridiplantae; Streptophyta; Magnoliopsida; Asterales; Asteraceae. Bases 48 to 737 code for a protein of 229 amino acids.
AAUUUUGGCGGGUUGACUUGGAAUCAUCGAUCGGAGGGAGUACGAGUAUGGAAGGAAGCAAAGCCGAAGAGGGAAAUCAGACGAUGAAGCUGUACUCCCACUGGAUGAGCUCCUGCUCUCGUCGUGUUCGUCUUGCUCUUCACUUAAAAGGGCUCAAAUAUGAUUGCAUAAAUAUAACCUCCGUCGGUGAUCCAGAACUUCUAAAGGUCAAUCCUAUGGGUUAUGUCCCUGCGCUGGUGGAUGACACUACUGUAAUUUCAGAUUCUUAUGCCAUCUUAUUAUAUCUGGACGAGAAAUACCCUCAAUAUCCUUUGUUGCCACAAGAUCUUUCGAGAAAAGCUAUAAAUUACCAGGUUGCAAGUAUUGUUUCAUCCAGCAUUCAGCCGCUUCAGAAUACGUCAUUAGUUAAUUAUAUUGGGGAAAUUGUUAGUCCUGAUGAGAAGAUUCCUUGGGCACAGUAUCAUAUCAGGAAAGGGUUUGUAGCUCUCGAGAAGCUAUUAACGAACUAUGCUGGAAAAUAUGCUACUGGAGAUGAAGUUUAUCUGGCCGACUUGUAUCUAGCACCCCAACUUGAUAAUGCAAUCAACCGAUACAAGCUUGAUAUGACUGAGUUCCCUCUCCUAAGUAAAUUGAACAAGGCUUACAGCGAAUUGCCAUCUUUCCAACAAAUGCUGGCUGAAACACAAAAUCUAGAUGCAGAUAAGAUAUUCGGUUUGGUCAAGAAAUUGGCGGCUUAAGACUCUUCAUGUGAAGGGAAACCCACACUCGCACUUGAAUAAAAUCUAGGAGCUUAGGGCGUCCUCUGUCUCCUUAAAUUAUACGUGGUCAUUGUUUACCUGUUAGCCCUAUGGCUUCGACGAUGCACGUUGGUAAAAUAUACUUUUGUUAGUUGUGAGUGUCCGGACCAACUUGUGAACACUUCGAUUAAUCUCAUGGGGCGUGGUGGCCUUGGAGAGAUUUGAACCGGUGACCUAUAGGAGUCCCAAAGGCCCAAACUUUGUGUACUUGAUGUAUAAUGAUUAUGAAACUCGAAUAUGUGUCAACUUGACUACAACCAACAAGGUCUUAUAGCUUUGGUUCGGCUUUUGCUAUGUUGCGCAUUAGCCCGAUGCGUUGUCUAUGAAAGUAUAAAAACUAAUGUUACACGAUGAUGAUGAUGAUGUUAAUGUAUGGAUCGUCGAUUAUGAAUUC